Molecule: messenger RNA, 2329 nt
Organism: Tilletiaria anomala UBC 951
Lineage: Eukaryota; Fungi; Basidiomycota; Exobasidiomycetes; Georgefischeriales; Tilletiariaceae
Product: calcineurin catalytic subunit
Exons: 12
Coding region: 307-2190 (627 amino acids)
Biological process (GO): calcineurin-mediated signaling; fungal-type cell wall organization
Cellular component (GO): calcineurin complex; cytoplasm
Molecular function (GO): calmodulin binding; calmodulin-dependent protein phosphatase activity
Source: RefSeq, a predicted model, not a curated record
AUCGUGCUCUUGCCAUGUUCGUACUCGUUGCAUACAGCGACGGGUCUGAUCCGCGCACAUAAGAGCCGAAGCGAGCGAAGUGAUCCAUCCAGCCCCGUCGUACGCUUUGCACUCGGCGCUGCAGCCAGGCGACCCUUGUCCAGUGCUCACCCGCGCUUCCCUCGCGCGUCAACACGAGCUCACACACUCACGCAGCGUCUGCUACAACAGCAACUGCGAACGAGGCGCCUGUGACGAGCUAACCUCCAACUCCGUGCUCGAGAGAGAGCGACUUUGCAAACGCCCUUUGUGUGACGAACAUUCGCCAUGGCGACGCCGCAAGAGCAGAGUCGCCAGCACGUAGGAAAGGCGCUACAGCAGAUCCGCAACAAGCAGCCUGCGCCGGAGAUCGACUUUACGAUCCACGUUACAGAAGAUGGGACGCAGGUGUCGACGCAGGAGCGAGUCAUCAAGGAUGUGCAGGCUCCGGCGUUUUUGAAGCCCACAGACGAGCAGUUCUUCUCGUCCAAGGACCCCACCAAGCCAGACAUUGCCUUCCUCAAGAACCACUUUUACAGAGAAGGAAGGCUGACGGAUGAGCAGGCCUUGUUCAUCAUCCGGCGAGCAACAGAGAUUCUUAGGACAGAGCCUAACUUGCUGGAAGUCGAUGCGCCUAUUACUGUGUGCGGCGACAUUCAUGGGCAAUAUUACGAUCUAAUGAAGCUGUUCGAGGUCGGUGGCAACCCUGCGGAAACUCGGUAUCUCUUCCUUGGUGACUAUGUCGACAGAGGGUACUUUUCCAUCGAGUGUGUACUGUACUUGUGGGCGCUCAAGAUCUGGUACCCGGAUACCCUUUUCCUCCUCCGAGGCAACCACGAGUGCCGGCAUUUGACAGAUUACUUUACAUUCAAGCUGGAGUGCAAGCACAAAUACUCGGAGCAUAUCUACGACGAAUGCAUGGAGUCGUUCUGCACAUUGCCCCUCGGCGCGGUCAUGAACAAGCAGUUCCUCUGCAUCCAUGGCGGCCUGUCACCAGAGCUGCAGACGCUAGAUGACCUUCGGAGUAUCAACCGCUUCAGGGAGCCGCCGACACACGGGCUGAUGUGUGACCUGCUAUGGGCGGACCCGUUCGAGGACUUUGGUACCGAGAAGACCAAUGACAGCUUCAUCCACAACCACGUCCGAGGUUGCUCUUACUUUUUCACCUACACCGCCGCGUGUCAGUUCCUCGAACGAAAUAAUCUCCUCUCGAUCAUUCGGGCGCACGAAGCGCAAGACGCCGGUUACCGCAUGUACCGCAAGACCAAGACGACCGGAUUCCCAUCAGUAAUGACCAUCUUCUCGGCUCCCAACUAUCUCGACGUGUACAACAACAAGGCGGCCGUGCUCAAGUACGAGAACAAUGUGAUGAACAUCCGACAGUUCAACUGCACGCCCCACCCCUACUGGCUGCCCAACUUUAUGGACGUCUUCACCUGGAGUCUUCCCUUUGUCGGUGAAAAGAUCACAGACAUGCUCAUCGCCAUCCUCAACAUCUGCAGCAAGGAGGAGCUGGAGGAGGAUGAGGAGGAGGAUGAGGAAGAGGAUGAGGAUGAGGAGGAGACGUCGAUCAUCGACGAGAACGGCGAGAGAAAGGUGGUGGUCAAGAACAAGAUUCUCGCCGUCGGCAGAAUGUCUCGCGUCUUUGCUUUGCUCCGAGAGGAAGCCGAGAGAGUAUCCGAGCUCAAAUCUGCGUCCGGAGAGAACAAGCUUCCGUACGGCUCGCUUGUGCUCGGCUCGGAGGACAUUAAGGACAACAUCCACAAUUUCGACGAAGCUCGCAAGGUCGACAUUGAGAAUGAAAGGCUUCCCCCUGAUCUCAUCGACGCCGACGAGCAAGGUCCCGCCUCGCCAGCGCAGGGUGCAGAGAUCUCGCCGCGUCCAGACGACUAUGCCGAUUCUACACCGAGCAGCCCGACACCGUCGCCGAUCGCGCCUUCUUCCCCCGGCUCGUCGGCGAGCCAUCGUCGUGGGCAUUCGAGGACGUCGAGUCUGGGCACCACCAUGUCUAGCCCUUCUAACAGGCGGAGAUCGUUAGAGUCUACGAUCUCGAUGAUCAGAGAAGCGAUGCAAGGGGAAGAAGGCCAAGGCGAUGCGUCGCUCGAGAAGAUCGCCAAGGACAUUACGACGCCCAGCUCACCGCGUUCACGCAGGUCGGGCGACAGUAAGUAGUUGCAGCAGCAGCAGCAUCGCGUCGAGCGCGGACGACGGCGAAGGUGAAGAUGUUGCGGUCGGUAAACGAGGGACACGCAAGCUGGCAUUGGUCCUGUGUAGCAUUAUUCAUUCACGACGAGCAUGCUCUUCCCUAUCU